AUGAGUAAAACGGAUGAGAACCAUCGAUAUCAGCCAUAUUAUCGAGCCAAACCGUACCAUAACGAUAGACGAUAUGAUGAUGAUGAACAUUAUAAACGUCCAUAUAAGAAAACGAAUAAACAUCAUUAUCAGUAUCAUGAUAAUCGAAAUUAUAAUGAUUUUUCUUAUCGACGCUCGUAUAGACAUGAUUAUCGUCAUCAAUACUCGAAACCGAAAUCGAAAUCUCAUUCGUAUUUCUCUACACCGCCACGACCAUUAAUGUCUACAUCACCACCACCACCACCGCCACCGCUGCCACCAGUUCAUCCUCCACCACCUCCCCCGGUGCUGACUGUGGUGCCGCAUGAACGUGAAUCAUGGAUUCGUUCUGUAAAAAAGACGAAAGUGAAUGAAAGCACGGAACAGAAAACUCAAUAUUUAGAAACCAUGCUUCGCAUGCCUCAGCAAAAAGCUGCAUUAAGUUCGUCAAGAUUUGAUCGAAUGCGUUUCGCCGAUGAUCAACUAGUGACGACGACAACAACAGCUACAACUGUGACAUCUACGACGGAUGAUAAUCUUGUUGAUAACUCUUUCCAUUUAAUUGGUGAUAUUAAUAAUUAUGAGGAUAUCCGUACUUUAGAGAGAAUUCUAUUCAAUAAUGAUUUAGGAGCAUCUCGAUCCAAUUCAACUGGUGAAUGUCCGAAAGAAGAUUCAUUGCCAACACCACCACCACCACCACCGUUGUCGGUUGUUGCAGAAGACCGUCCAGAUCCGGUGCCUUGCUCCGGUUUCCUUAUUGAUAAUUGUGAUGAGGAAGAAGCGCCUCCAUUGUCACCACCACCUCGGCCUUUGCUUCCACCUAUUGAUGAUUUAAAUGAACAGAAUGCCGACGAAAACAAUGAUGAUCUUAACGAACAACGUGUGAUGUUAGUGAGUGAACUCGAUGCUGCCGAAGCUGAGCGCAAGCGAGAAUUGAAACGGCAAAAACGAUUACACCAAAGAUUACAGAAGAAAAAGAAGGCAGUCACAGUGGCAACCGGCACUACACAACCGGAAACGAAAUCGGAAGAUAAAGAAGACACGCCUUUGUCUGAUAACGAUGACCCAGAAUCCCUGUCCGAUUGGAUUGUCGAAUACGAUACAAAUACCAUCGGUGAAGUUUGCCAACUAACAGACGAAGUUCGACGAACAUCGACAGCGUUGAAUGAAGAAGAUAAAACGGCCAAAGUCAAUAUGAUUCUUCUUAAAAUUAAAAAACAACAAAAAGAAUUGAAUCGUCUGCGACAAUAUGUAAUGUCAAUGUUAGGUGAACAGAGUAAAUCGAAGCCAUCGAAAAUAACUCGGUCGAAUACCAACAUUGCCCAUGAUCUAUUGUUAGCUUUUCUUAACCAACCAACUCAGUCGGGUUGUUGGCUAUGUUCAGGGAAAAUGUACGCUGAAGUCGCCACUCAAUGUAAUCACGAUGACGAACAGUAG
Messenger RNA from Adineta ricciae, 1455 nucleotides. The record is from the annotation of a GenBank genome assembly. Lineage: Eukaryota; Metazoa; Rotifera; Eurotatoria; Adinetida; Adinetidae.